Botrytis cinerea B05.10 is the source of this 3333-nucleotide messenger RNA. It is a transcript of the gene Bcgo1, whose product is annotated as Bcgo1. NCBI's taxonomy places the organism in Eukaryota, Fungi, Ascomycota, Leotiomycetes, Helotiales, Sclerotiniaceae. Gene Ontology annotation, molecular function: chitin binding. The coding region runs from base 592 to 3045 and encodes 817 amino acids. The record is from RefSeq and is a predicted model, not a curated record. The transcript has 8 exons.
GAUGCCACAAUCUAGUCGGUACGGAUAUCCGUUCUAUACGUUCUAUACGUAUCAGAUCCAAUCAAGAAGGGCAAGAGCGACUUUUAGUCCUCGUUAUGUAAGUGGGGACGUGUUACUCUUUUCGGACAUGUCUACUUAGUCCCUACUUAACUUGGUCCUAUCAUCUCGUCUCGUUUUCCGUCUCUGUCUCUCCAUUUUCUUUUCUCUUCUCUUCUCCCCUCCUCCCUCCUCUCCCUCAUCCGUAAUAAUUACCUCCCUCCUCUACCUACGCCUCCAUCUUCAACCUCAACCUCAACCUCAACCUCACCAUCCACCUCCAACCUCGCACUUCUCGUCGUCGCUCCUAGCAAGCCCUCACAUUCUUUUUCCCUAUACAUUCCCUAUUUCAAAGAUCCAAUCUUUACAUGGGCUUGCUGUUCACUCCUUUGAAGACUGUCUAUAUCUCUAUCGUCGAAUGCUAGACUUCUGAUCGUUUGGAAUUGAUUCAUCGGGUCGAAAAAACAACACCACCACGCACCUUCAGACGAGCACUCGCAUUUGCUUUUUUGUGUCUAAUUAAACACCCUAUCAUACGAGUAAUCCUUAGCAGCCAUGAAGGCGACCUUCAUUUCCUUCGGCCUUAUUGCCUCUGUCUCCGCCAAUAUUGUCUUCAAUCAUGUCCCAUUAAGCUGUGAUAUUCGAAGCAGUAAUCUAUACUAUGGUUGUCUCGAAGGUCAAAAUUGUACAGAUGACGGAACUAAUGAAUGUUAUGUCCCAUCUACUCCAAUGCCAUCUCGUUAUUAUCCAGUCCCAGUCAAAGAUCGAACCAUUGAGCCAAGACAAGCUGUCUACUCAACAGAUGGUACCUGUGGUCCUGCCAACGGUAACACUCUCUGCGAUCCAAACAGUACAGUAUACAAAGGGUCAUGCUGCUCGUCAUACGGCUGGUGUGGAAAUGAUGAAGCUCAUUGUGGAACUGGAUGUUUAUCAGGAUGUACUGGCGGCACUACAACUCCAAGCGGUACCUCUCCUCGAUCUGAUGGCCGAUGUGGAAGUGCUUUCGGUGGUGCUACCUGCGAUGCCAACGGUGAAUAUGGUGGUUGUUGCUCUUCGUAUGGUUAUUGUGGAUCUACAACUGAUCACUGUUUGGCUUCCAAUGGUUGCCAGAAUGGAUGCACAGGCUCACAAUCUUCAUCAGCCGCCAAGACUACUACCACAGCUGCAGCAGGCAGCGCACCCUCUUCAUCUACAACUCAAGAACCAGUGAUUGCCCCAGUUACUUCUACACUUACGCCUGCCGCAGCCAGCAGUGCACCAGUAACUACUGAUGGAUCAUGUGGUACUGCCAAUGGAGGUACCGUUUGUGGCAAUUGGGUAAAUGGAAAUUGUUGUUCCAUGUACGGUUUUUGUGGCAGUACCAAUGCGCAUUGCGGUGCCGGAUGCCAAUCAGGAGAUUGUUUGAAUGCGCCUGCGGUUGCAGCUCCUGGUGCAAGCCCUGCCCCAGCUGCCCCAGUAGGAGGUGCCUUUAAUAUCGUCGGGUCGUCUGGAGUUCCUGCUAUGCAUGCUGCACUUAUGCCAAACGGUCGAGUUAUGUUCCUCGACAAAUUAGAGAACUACACCCAAUUGAAAUUGCCAAAUGGAUACUACGCCAUGUCUUCAGAAUACGACCCAGCCACUAACGCAGUCGCCACUCCUUUAGCUUACAAAACAAAUGCGUUUUGUUCCGGAGGCACUUUCCUUGCUGAUGGACGUGUUGUUUCUCUUGGAGGCAACGCGCCUUUAGAUUGGCUCGAUCCAAACAUUGGGGAUGGAUUCGACGCCAUUAGAUAUCUUGAACGAUCAUCUACCGAUGCUAGCCUCAAUGGAAAAGACUGGAGUGAACCAGGUAACAAGCUCGCGAGUGCUCGUUGGUAUGCUACUGCUCAAACUAUGGGUGAUGGAACCAUUUUUGUCGCUUCUGGAAGUUUGAACGGCCUCGAUCCGACUGUCAAAACGAACAACAAUCCUACAUACGAGAUUCUCAGUGCUACCGCUGUGUCGCAAGGUAAGAACAUUGACAUGGAAAUUCUGGAGAAAAAUCAGCCAUAUUAUAUGUAUCCUUUUGUUCAUCUCCUCAAUGAUGGAAAUUUGUUCGUCUUCGUUUCCAAGUCUUCCCAAGUACUCAAUGUCGGUACCAACACUAUCGUCAAGGAAUUACCUGAACUUGCUGGAGACUAUCGCACAUAUCCCAACACUGGUGGAAGUGUUUUACUCCCUUUGUCAAGCGCAAACAAAUGGAACCCUGAUAUCAUCAUCUGCGGCGGAGGUGCAUAUCAAGAUAUUACCAGUCCAACAGAGCCAAGUUGUGGAAGAAUCCAGCCAUUGAGUGCAAACCCCACAUGGGAGUUGGACGCUAUGCCUGAAGGCCGUGGUAUGGUUGAAGGAACCUUACUUCCAGAUGGAACAGUUGUCUGGCUUAAUGGAGGGAACUUGGGUGCUCAAGGAUUUGGACUUGCAAAAGACCCAACAUUGGAAGCUCUUCUUUACGAUCCUACGAAAGCUAAGGGUCAAAGAUUCUCAACUCUUGCCACAUCAACUAUCCCACGUCUCUACCAUUCUGUCUCUCUCCUCCUUCUUGACGGUACACUAAUGGUCGCUGGCUCAAACCCUGUCGAGAUGCCAAAGCUUCAACCAGAUGCAGCCGAUCCAUAUGUUACGGAGUUCCGAGUUGAGAACUAUGUUCCUCCCUAUCUCUCAGGCGAUAAUGCAAAGAAGCGUCCUACCAAUGUAAAAUUGUCAUCAGGUAGCUUCAAAGCAGAUGGUAGCACACUUGAUGUCACAUUUGAUUGUCCAGCUGGCGCGAAAGCAGUUACUGUAACUUUGUACCACGGUGGAUUCGUCACUCACUCUGUACAUAUGGGUCAUCGCAUGCUGCACUUGGAUAACACAGGCUUCGUCGCUGGUGCCACACAGCAGAAGUUGACUGUUACUCGACCACCAAACAACAAUGUUGCACCUCCAGGUCCAUAUGUUGUUUACAUUCUUGUAGACGGCAUUCCUGCCAUGGGACAGUUUGUUACGGUUUGAGGGAUUGCGUUUUAAUGAGGUUCAACGAGAUUUUGCCGCAUAGCUUUGGUUUGGGAUGAAAUAUGGUGUGAUAUCCGGAUGACCAAAAUUGUACGCAGGGCUAAUAAGGCCAGGGCUAAGAGUUAAGACUCAAUAGCGAAUAAUGUUAAUAAUUCUUCAAUUUUGUAUUAAGGUUCCCAUGGAUUAUGACUAGUGAAGUCGAUUAGAUAAAGAAUGUUCCUACGUGAUCCACAUCGUAUUGAGAGGCUGAAAUUCUCCAUGCCAAUACUAUAAUAUAACAAGCCUGUA